UUGCGUUUUAAAUAAAAGUAAACAACGCGUGCGCUUUUAUUGACUUUUCUCAAUACUUGUACUUAAACAUAGUUGUUUUUGAGGAAAUUCAACAUGGAACAGCUUAAGAACAUACCAAAAGGAAAACCGAAGUCUGGUCGGGUGUGGAAACGAAGUAAAACUAGAUUCUCAGGGAUGACAAUUGACAAGAAUCUAAAGACGUCAUGGGCAAAAAAGAUGGCAAUAAAAGCGGAGAAGAAAUCGGUGCUGGAGUUCCAGAGACGACUGAAAGAAGAAAAGAACAAGAAACAUGAGGAAAAGCGUGUUAGAUCAGAUGAAAACAAGAAAAGAAGACUGGAAAAUGAACGAAAGGCUGAAAUAGUUCAACCAAUCAAGAACACAGCAAAGAUAAAGAGGAUGAAAAAGAAGCAGUUGCGACAGAUCCAGAAGAGAUGAGCGAUAUGACUGAAAGUGAUUUUCCAAUCUUUUAACUUGUCUGUGACAGAAAAGAGAGAGAAAUUCCACAGGAUCUUCAUCCAUUUGUUAAUGAUUAUAAGAAAAUAUCAUUGCAAUCUUUUUUUUUCAAUAUUUAGUUUUGAAUUUGUAUAGGAAUAAUGACCAUUAAAGAAAGAAAGCAUAUUUGGUGAACUUCAGUGAUAAGACACCAGACUAUGGUUAUUAAAUUUUAUUCAGUUAUACAGAUUUUGUACCAUAACAUUUUGCUAGGAUUUUUUGGCAAAUGUCCAUUAGAAAGUUAAUAAAGACAGCAAAACAGACGACAAAACGGCAUUAUGAAUAAUUGGUACUUAUAUUAGGAAUGGUAGGUUUAGUUAAAUUCACAGUUGAAUUAAGUGGCAGUGUAUGGUUGUUUGUUAUAUUAUGGUCUACAUAUUUUUGUAAAUUUUAACUCAUUUGAAAUGUUAUAUGACGAGUUGUUACAUAUAUUUGUUCUAUCAUUCAACAACUGCGAUUUAACCACUCUUUUCAUGACUAUUUUAUUUUAUUUUUUACCCGUAAAAUGCAUAUUUAAUAUAUGUGAAUAUUUCUAUGUAGAAAAUAUAUAUACAAAGGGAAUGAACUCUUCAUAUUGUGACUUGCUCACAUCAAGCUAUUACUUUCCCUGUAUGUGCUAAGAUUAUUAAGUGAAAUCUUAUGGCCAUUUUUUGCAAUGUCAAAUUGUCUCCCAGUGAUUGCCCUGAAUUCAUGUUUUGUAAAUCAUGCGUCAUAGAAAAGAUUGUUUUACGGUAAUCAUUAUUUGAUCUUGCCUAAUAUGUUUUCAUUAUUCUAAUGUUAAAUGUUCACAAGAUGCUCAUGCACUGACAUUUAUAUGAAUCUUUCAAUAAAAAUGUCAUUUU
Messenger RNA from Mya arenaria, 1334 nucleotides. RefSeq names its product coiled-coil domain-containing protein 86-like. Gene Ontology annotation, cellular component: nucleolus. Lineage: Eukaryota; Metazoa; Mollusca; Bivalvia; Myida; Myidae. The record is from RefSeq and is a predicted model, not a curated record. Bases 94 to 435 code for a protein of 113 amino acids. The transcript has 4 exons.